UGCAAUAUGCUUCCAAAUUACCGGAGACACAUCCUCUGUCUCGUGCGCCUCUGAGCGCGGGAUCUAAGUUUUUUUUUGCCGUUAAAGCUUCCGCGGAUUUUUUUCACCGCAGCAAAAGGAGAAAAAAAAAAAGCAGGAGCGCGGCUUUCUGCUGAUGCUGCAGUGUCCAGUCUUCCCAGUUCUCCCCAUCAGACUGGGAGCUUUAUAUCUUGUUUUUCUCUGCACCAGUCUCCGUCCUCUCCCUCCUUCAUCUCCAGCAUGAUUUUUCCAAAUUGUCAGUCAGGAUUUUUGCUGCUGAGCUGCGGUUUGAAGCCGUCUGAAGCCUCCUCCUCCUCCUCCUCCUCCUCCUCCUGCGGGCUGCUCCGAUCGACGCUGAAAACCUACACCAAGAGGAUACGGAUGUUGACCAAGACAACAUAGUCUAUUAAUUUUUCAGAGAUACUGUAAAACGAUAUCAGUAUUAAACCCAAGUGGGGAAAGGUGUGCGCUGGUGAGGACAUUCCUUCCAUCCGCUGCUCUCCAGCUCAGCUCAGGUGACGAAGCAUCGCUGAGAGAAAGAUGUUCAGCUCGGAGAUGAUGAUGAUGAUGGUGGUGGUGAUGAUGAUGAUGGAGAAGGAGGCUCUGCACAGCUCGCGGCCUCAGUAGAGGCUUCCUCACUUCGACCUGCUGUCCUUCACCUUCACGCCGCUUCCUCUUCCUGUCCUCCACCCGCCAGGAAGGAUGACCGUGGUGUCCACAGAGAACAUGGACGAGACCUCCACCCUGCCGGGACACCCGCAGGACCCCUACCCGCCCGACGACGACCACGACGACCACGACUGCUGCGAGCGGGUGGUCAUCAACAUCUCAGGGCUGCGCUUCGAGACCCAGCUAAAGACACUAGCCCAGUUCCCCGAGACUCUCCUCGGGAACCCCAAGAAGAGGAUGCGCUACUUUGACCCUUUACGAAACGAGUAUUUCUUCGACCGGAAUCGCCCGAGUUUCGACGCUAUCUUGUAUUAUUACCAGUCAGGGGGACGGCUACGAAGACCGGUCAACGUGCCGCUGGAUAUGUUCUCAGAGGAGAUAAAGUUUUAUGAACUCGGCGCGGAGGCCAUGGAGAAGUUUCGAGAGGAUGAGGGAUUUAUCCGGGAGGAGGAGCGGCCCCUGCCAGAGAAGGAGUUCCAGCGCCAGAUCUGGCUCCUCUUUGAGCAUCCAGAGAGCUCAGGGCCCGCCCGGGGAAUCGCCAUCGUCUCAGUGAUGGUUAUUCUUAUUUCAAUAGUUAUAUUUUGUUUGGAGACAUUACCAGAGCUGAAGGAGGAUCCCAGCCAGCGGAUGCGCCAGAUCGGGAACACCACCGUGUUUUACAAAGCAAAUGUCCUCACAGACCCUUUCUUCGUGGUGGAGACGCUCUGUAUCAUCUGGUUUUCUUUUGAGUUGAUAGUCCGGUUUUUCGCCUGUCCCAGCAAGGCGGCUUUCUUUAAAAACAUGAUGAACUCUAUUGAUAUUGUGGCUAUAAUCCCAUACUUCAUCACACUUGGAACAGAGCUGGCCGACGACCAAGACAACAAGGAGGGGAAGGGAGGAGGGGAACAGGCCACAUCUCUGGCUAUUCUCAGGGUAAUCCGUCUUGUGAGGGUAUUCAGGAUCUUUAAACUGUCCCGACACUCAAAGGGGCUCCAGAUUUUGGGGCAAACUCUAAAGGCGAGCAUGAGGGAGCUGGGCUUGCUCAUUUUCUUCCUCUUCAUCGGUGUGAUUUUGUUCUCCAGCGCUGUCUACUUUGCCGAGGCCGAGGAGAAGGAGUCGUUCUUCACCAGCAUCCCGGAUGCUUUCUGGUGGGCGGUAGUGUCCAUGACCACUGUCGGCUAUGGGGACAUGUACCCCGUGACCAUCGGGGGGAAGAUCGUGGGCUCGCUGUGCGCCAUUGCCGGAGUGUUGACCAUCGCACUCCCGGUGCCUGUCAUUGUGUCCAACUUCAACUACUUCUACCACCGGGAGACGGAGGGUGAGGAGCAGGCCCAGCUGCUCAAUGUCAGCAACCAGAACUUGGCGUCGGACAGCAACUCGAGCCGCCGCAGCUCCUCAGUGGUCAGCAAGUCGGAGUACAUGGAGAUAGAUGAGGACAUGAACAACAGCAUCGAUAACUUUAGGGAAGCGAACCUUAGGACUGCCAACUGCACGGCUCCCAGUCAGAACUGUGUGAACAAGGGGAAGCUGCUCACCGACGUGUGAGGCAGCGUCCAACGCACCAGUGUAAAUAUUGUAGAAAUAUCUGGAUGCUUUAUCUCCAUUGGUGCAUUUUAUUCUUCUUUUGCAUUGAAUCAUUCAAAACGUGUGUGAAGACUUUUCAGAGUUAAAGGCACACGUGGUAAAUUUAAGAUAGAAGCUCAGUUAUUUCAUGAAAACACAAAGACAGACUUGUUUGGCAAUAGCGCAGAGUUCAGCAGGUGUCGGGAAACGUUUUUGAUAAAUUAUUGACUCAAUCUGUACCAGUUUGAAAGAUGUUGGUGUUGAUGAAGCAGAAAGAGUAUUAAAAGACAACACUGCCAAUAUUUUGACCAUUCCAAAUUCACUAGCCUUCAUCAGACAGGAAGUGUCUAACAAAAGACAUUAUGGUCGAUAUGAAUGAGUUGCACUAUGGGAAAUGUAGGAACCAGUGCCCCGAAUUUCAGUCUCCGUUGCACCAAUUUUUACUAUUCUUUUAAGAUAUGUCUUAAAAGUGCUCCUUUAAUUGAUUUUUUUUUACCCAGAUGUGUGGACAUACAGCAGGUUUAGGCUGUUAAAGCACAACGUAAUUAUCUCUUAUAGGUCUCUUAAAUGUAAUUUAUAGAAUUACACCUGGGUUAAGAUGAAUUUAGAUGAAAAAAAAUCUUUAUCUGGAGCUUUUAAUGGCUACAGAUUGAUGCACAAGAGACAAAGAUGGGAGCAAAUGAAGUCAUGUGAGAGUAAGAUUUAGUUUGAGGGAGGGCAAAUUUAUUUGUGUAGCACCUUUCAACAGCAGGAUUAAAAUAAAACGGAAGAUAAAAAUAAGUUGCAAGAAAGUGCAAGAAAUGAAGACGCAAUCCCAAAGUUAGCUCAGUGAAAGUCAGUUGCAAACACAAAGGUUUGAGUUGACAAUAGAAAUUCAACAUGACUAAGUACACUGGAACAUGAAGGCACAAUUAAUUUGACAUUAAUUUAUCCAAAAAUUUCCUCGACACCUUUUCGGCUUUGUGCAAUAGACUCGACUAAAAAAACAAAACAAAGCCCAACUGAGAUUUGAAGAACACGUUCGUGGGCGACACAUUUCGAGUGGAUUACAGUUGAAGUUCAGGCGUGUUUUUCCGCGGCACAUCCAGGGACAUUUUGGGAAACUCGACGCCAGAUGUUGAUGGAUGUUUUUCAGGCACCUUAUCAGAAACAAACAGGAAGUGUGCCGAGCCUUGUGGAGGAUUAUCUGCACUGCUGCUGCUGCUAUAGGUCGGCUGGAGGUUCCCUGUAUGAUGCCAUGCAACACUCCUUUAUAUAAACGCAUGUGGAGACUCUCUUCUCUCUUAUAUCGGCAUGCACAAGACGUUACCUCAUUUUUAUUUUUACAUUUUUUUUUUCUUCCUGGACCUUCAUCUUCUCCUCCUGGAAUUUUUUCCCUCAUUUGUUUUCACCAAAAGUGCACUGGCUAUUUAUUAUUAUUUAUUUCAAAGCAUUUACGUGUUGAAUGUUGAAGCAUUAAGGGAACAGGAACACUUCUUUUUCGAAGAUCAUGGCAUGUCAAAAUACUAAAGCAUUAUGGCCUAAUUAGCUAUGGUAUAGCUAUGUAUACUCAAUGCAUGACUACAGUAUUAAAUUGCUUGCAGUUGUGGAGGGACCUCGGGAGCUGGGGGAUGAUGAUGAUUCUCCUCAUUAUUGUCAAGCUAACGACAGGAUACGGUGCAUGACGGAGCAAACUGCCGGAGGGGACAAACCUGCUAAAAGAAAAAAAAAAUAAAUAAAAUGAAAACAAGGCAAAAAAAAUCAGAAGAGACAUAUCCGACGAUCUCUUUAAAAAAAUGACACUUCAGAAAUAACAUCCUCCUUUUUCAUUUAUUUAAAGCUUUGAUCUUGAUGAUGGAGUGCAUGGGAUCAUUUUUAUGUGAUUUGUGACCCAAUUUCUUUUCUCUCUUGCAUUUGACUUUUAAACAGUUUGAAGAAGGAAAGCAGUAAUAUUUAACAAAUUUCAUAGAUAUAUCUAAAAUUAGUUUCUAGUGCCUUGAACCCCGUCUCAUUUUAGAAUUGACUAAAGUGCCUCCCGUUCCAAUAGACAGCAAAGAGCUUACUAUGUGCAGCUUAUCUUCUCCUGCCAUAAAGAUGCACUACUCCCUGCACACCUGGAAAAGAAGAGGGUAAUCGACUAACAUGUUUCGAUAAAGAUAUGAAUAUAUUCCAUAUUCUGGGGCCAGAUUACUGGGCCUGUGUAAACUCACGCUUGUCCUGGUUGAUGACACAUGGCUGCAGUGCACAGUGAGUGAGAUAGAGAAGUUAAAAUAUGGAUUAUUUGAACAAAAAUUCAAGAGAAACUCUGGUCUUUUGUUGGUCAGACACCUGCAGGUGCAUGAGUUUGACAUCCUUAAAGGGACGUUCCAGUAUUUUUCAACACAUUCUCAAAAUUGUGGCUGUUCUAACUGUGGGUCAUACUGAAGAAGAAACUAUAUUUACAUGCUUGUCUCAGAGUAUGAACAGAAAUAAAAACAUAAAUUACCCUCCUGGGUUAGCUGUAGAAACAUUAGCUAACAAAGUAGAGAUCUAGCCUACUUAUGAUUCAGUUUGUCGGCUAGUUGUUAGCACCAGGGAUUAGCUAUUAGUAGCUAACUGCAUAGGUUUGGGGCAACUAAAUGGCUAACCUAGCUAGCAAACCAAUUAUCAAACUAGUGUGUCUCAAAUUGCACACUUCUGUUAGUACACUUCAAAGUAGUACACUACGUAAAAAACUACGUUCUUGCAUGGUGCGAUUAUUUCAACAGCAUAAUGUGGUCUCAAAUCAUGCACUGCCAUUUUGCACUUACAAGAAGUGCCUCUUCUUCUUUGUCUUUUUUUAAAAUGGCGAACCAGAGGAGAAUUAUUGCCAACAUUUGACACCCACACUUGAACCAAACUUACACCACAGUGUCAGUGUUGAUUAACAUGUGCUGCUGUAUCUAGGAGUAGCUAGCAAAUGCUAACAGUAUCCAGUAGGCUAAGGGAAGCUUCCGCUAUGUCACAAAGAUGGCGACCCACCCAACUGUUUGGUUUUGAGUGUGACAGUAGUGCACUGCAUUUUCCCAUAGUAUGCAGUGUGGGCACAUUUAGUGCACUUGUGCACUCAAAAUAUUAAGUGUUCAGUACAGAAGUAUGCGAUUUGAGACACACUGUUGGAGACAAAUGCUGCGUUCAGUAGAACUCAUAAGCUUGUGUUAAUGACAUUGGAAGUUGUGAACACGAAGUCGUGUGUAAAUAUGGUCACUUCUCGUGAGCACGAUAAACAGGACCCCAUUUGAAUGCAGAAAUUAGCAUUACCAGGGAUUAGCCAUAAUAAAGGCAUAGGGUUGCAUUUAUGUGGCAACUAGACGGUUAACCAGCUAGCUGUUAGGUUAGCCAACAAUCUAUUUUUCAUCUACACUUAUCAAAACAUAUUUAUAAAUUCAUCGCCUAUAAAGCACUUAACAGAGGUAAACAGAUACUACAAUUGUUACUGUUUGGAUAAGCUAGUUAGCAACAGUAGCUAAAUCAGGGAGCUAAUCCUGCUGUACACAUUGGUUUGAAAUUUGAGAUAAGUAUUUGGAAAAAUUUAUGUAUAAUUUAAGUUUAUUUGGAAACUUCUAGAAAACUUCUUACGCCCUUUUUGUGUGUAUGUGUGUAUUUUCCAAAUUUUUACAACAACAAUGGUGUGUGCCAAGUUAGCAUGACCAAUUAGUCAGAAUGACCACAAUUAUGAGAAUAAUGGUGAAUUCCACUUGGACUGGGACGUCGGAAUUCCAAAAUUCCCAGUCGUAAACGUCAACUGGAACACUGUCCUGAAGUCACAUUUCCAACUGGGAAAGUCAGACGAACCUCAGCAACUCUGACCUAGCUAGAAAUGGUAUUUCUUGGAAUACGGUCAGUUUGGGUGUGACGUCAGUCUGAGGUUGGA
Molecule: messenger RNA, 6100 nt
Organism: Epinephelus fuscoguttatus (brown-marbled grouper)
Lineage: Eukaryota; Metazoa; Chordata; Actinopteri; Perciformes; Serranidae
Gene: kcna1b
Product: potassium voltage-gated channel, shaker-related subfamily, member 1b
Exons: 2
Coding region: 721-2211 (496 amino acids)
Biological process (GO): protein homooligomerization; potassium ion transmembrane transport
Cellular component (GO): neuronal cell body; dendrite; voltage-gated potassium channel complex
Molecular function (GO): protein binding; delayed rectifier potassium channel activity
Source: RefSeq, a predicted model, not a curated record